This is a messenger RNA of Trichoderma harzianum CBS 226.95, 1977 nucleotides long. RefSeq lists its product as hypothetical. The transcript has a single exon. Bases 1 to 1977 code for a protein of 658 amino acids. NCBI's taxonomy places the organism in Eukaryota, Fungi, Ascomycota, Sordariomycetes, Hypocreales, Hypocreaceae. Gene Ontology annotation, molecular function: transcription cis-regulatory region binding; metal ion binding. The record is from RefSeq and is a predicted model, not a curated record. Gene Ontology annotation, biological process: positive regulation of transcription by RNA polymerase II.
AUGAACCCUUCGAACCCGAGCGCGGGCAAGUCCCUUCAGAUCCAGUCAAGCUAUCCAGUGCCCGUCCAGCCGGCACCGGCACCACCGAGCUUCGAAGCCUCUCGUCGUGCGAAUCCAACAGUCGGAGCCUCGUCGCCCCAGCCCACGCCCCGAAAGGGACAGAGCUCUCGCAGACAGCAUCGGACGCAGCGUCGGCCCAGCAUGGGACACAGGCCCGUUGAUGAGUAUGACGCCAUGGCCGAGAUCAGGGCGCUCAGAAACCCGACGAGUCGGCGCGGACAGACUUCUAUCACGCAUCUGCUGAAUUACUCAGCGCCACUGCACCACCAAGAUCUCGGUCACCACCACCACUCCAACCCCAGGUCGUACCGGCGGAAUCCGACCUGGGGCCCGGGCUCGGGAUACCAUGCGGUCGAUAAAUCCAGAUAUGUUCACGCCAACUAUCGCUUCGUCGUCUCUCCCAAGGGAGACUACUCUAAGCAUGCCGCGGAUGCCGACCUCUUCUUGGACUGGUCCAAUGUCCUGCAGGUCAUUGCUUCAUCAGAAUCACAGGCAUCGUCGUGCCCCAUUUGCCUGUCGGAGCCCGUUGCCCCCCGAAUGGCAAAGUGCGGACACAUCUUUUGUCUUACAUGCUUGCUUCGCUUCAUGAACUCGGUACUGAGCGAGGAUGAAGCGAAGCCGGGCAAGGCCGCCAAAUGGAGGAAGUGUCCCAUCUGCGAAGACAGCAUCUACCUUCCCGACGUGCGGCCAGUGCGGUUCUACGCUGGUCAAGAGAGCCCGCUCCCCCGAGUUGGGGAUGACGUUGUCCUAAGGCUGAUGGCGAGAAACGCAGACUCUACUCUUGCGCUACCACGAGCAAGCGGAGCAGAAGUUCUCAAUUCAGAGGAUGGCAUUCCAUGGCACUUUGCCGCCAAUGUUUUGGAUUACGCCCGUGUCAUGAAAGGAACGGGACAGUACAUGGCCGCCCAAUAUGAUGAAGAAAUUGAGACAAUGCUACAGCAAGCCAUGGAAGAUGAAGUCCUGUUCGGACAGGAUGGCGAGUGGACUCAAAAGGCUGUCAAGGCUGUCAACGCCGCCAAAGAGAAGGUUGUUACCCUUGGUGGUGCCGAUGAAGCAAGUGCAAGCUCACUGCCUGGCUCGGCGAAGCAGUCGUCCGAGCCCGACUUUUACUUUUAUAGCGCUCUACCUCACUUGUAUCUUUCGCCUUUAGACAUUCGGAUUCUGAAAACCAAAUACGGUUCCUUCUCGGCUUUUCCCUCCACGCUGCUACCAAGAGUCGAGCACAUUUCCACGGGUCAUGUCGUCGAUGACGCAUUACGGAAACGGGCAAAAUACCUAGGUCAUCUUCCUUAUGGCUGUGUCAUUAGCUUUCUAGAGUGUGACUGGACAGACAUUGUCCCUGCUGAGACGCUCGAGUCGUUUGCUUCAGACAUUGAGCGGAGACGCAAUCGAAAUCGCGAAAAGGCUGCACAGGAAGAGCGGGAACGCCUUCAAUCUGAGAGGCUGGAAGCGGCUGCUCUCCGAAACCUCACCGGAUCUCGACGGCCUCACUCUCCACCCAUUGAAGACGAUUCGCCCCCAAUGGACAUGUCGGAAUUUCAGCCCUUGGCGGCGCCGUCUGGCACAACACCUCCCGACCCAAGACUGGGAUUCUCCACGCUGGCUUCCAUGUCGACAAGUCCCUCGACUCAGAGGACGGUCUGGGGCACUCCCGCCAUCUCAACAACUCCUGGGAUGGAAGACGUCCCAGUCCCAGUGCCCACCAAUGUUGAUGAUGGAUGGCUCAAGGAUGAGGAUCUCUUCCUCAGCCCCAGUGAGCUCGCCAGGCAAAUGGAGGCACUGAACACCAUUGAGAAAGAAGAGAAUGGACAGAGCAGCAGCAGUGCCCGCGGCAGCGGCAGUGGUGGUGGCGGUGGCAAGAAGAAGAAGAAGCAGAAGAUUACCCUUAUGAGCACUGGUGGGCGGCGUGGCGUCUAA